AUGCUUGUUAUUGUGGUUAUUAUGGCCUUCGUACACUCAAUCCUCUCGGUCAAAUUGCUUCCCGGUGGCCCAGUCCACCUUGGAAUGAGUCAACUGGAAACGGUAUCACCUGCAAUAGGAAAUGUAAGAGAACCUGUGCGGGAAAUCAGCCCAAUGGAAAAAAUUCUGUUGCAGGAUGAGAACCUUGAGACUUGGAGGGACAUAAGAACAAUUGAAGAAGUAGUUAAGCAAAACAGAGAUGGUGCGAUAUUUGGGAAAAGAGUGAACUAUUACAUAGGUCCCAUCUUGAAAGACUGCCCUUUUGGGACGACUGCAAAUUCAAAAAUUGAUUCAAAAAUUGAAAGUAGCAUUAGCAAAGUGGACCUGGACAUUUCUUUUUCCCCAUUAGAAAGACUUGUGCAUCAACUCAUACAGAUCCUGAAAGGCCACUCUGAAAAAAAAGAACAUCCAAAGCUGGAUUGUCUGGAAGCAGAAGUGUCAAGCACACUGAAUCAUUUGUCCAAGAAUAAAAAUCAAUACGCAGUAAGGAAAAUAGUUGCCCCCUUUGUUGACCACGCAAUGUCAAAAAUUGGAUGGAACACAUUACUUGAGAAUUUCCAGAAGUCAAUGACCCUGUUGUAUGGCUCAAAUCACUCACUUGAAACAUUUCUUAUCUCAUCUCAACUCAAAAAGGAUGAUCAAUUACAAUAUGGCGUCUACUAUAGGAAUUAUAUGCAUAUGUUUGAAAUCUUUGAAAUCUUGGUGGCUGAUGGUUUAAAACAUCAGAACAUGAUUUGCAAUGUUGAUAAAAUCCGGUCACAAAACAUGAAAGAAAAAAAAAUCCUCAAUGAUCAUAUAGGUGGCGUGAUUGAUAUACAUAGGUACCUGAUCAACAGAACCCCUUGGAGUGGAUAUUCAUGGUCUCCAGUUCCUUUUUUUGAAGAUCCCUUAAAAACAUGUGGCCACAAAUCCACUCAGUUCAGUGGAGAAGUUCACAAAAUUUGGUUUAUUUUUGGUGGAAAUGACCACAGGAUAUCAAAUCAGCUUGGGGUUAUUUCAGAAGAAGACCUAGCUGAGGAUCACAAGGUCUCAAAAAAGCUUGAAGGAGUAGAAGACUUGUGGUCAUUCCAAAAAGCCAAGCAAGAGAACGUAAUGACCUACAACCUGGUAGUAAAGCAUAUGUCUAGAGCAAUUGAUUUAGUAUCAAAACUUGAUGAAGAUGAUCCAGAAAUACUUUCAGUCCUGCGUGAAAUGUUCACAACCUCAAUGGAGUUCAUUGUGAAGAGAGGUGACCACAAUGAACGUAAAAGAGUUAUUAACAACAGUGUUAUGUUCUAUCUCUUCAUCCGAAGGACUGGAAAUGUGCUCAGCCAUGUUUUGGAAAGUCUUUUCCCCAAUACACCUCUUGAAAAAAGAGUAACAACAGCACAAUCAAUGAGAUACUAUUGGGCUUUGACAAAAUUCAGGUCAAAUCAUCACAGUAAAAAUAAAGAAAUUCGGUGGAGAUGGCUGCAUUUUGGACUGGGACAAGUCUAUGAGGAGCAUCUUCUGGCAUCUGAUAAGCUUAACAAUUUCUACAAUCAAAUGGUUUGGGCUUUGCUUUCAGAAGGUGUACAAGACAGGAAUCCUGUCACUUGUAAAAUCAUUCCUGGUUGGAAGCAAAGCUGUGUCAUUGAAUCUGACAGAAAGUCUCAGUUGACUGAAAUUGUUUUUGAAAGUGCCAAAGAAUUCUCCAGAGGCCAGGAUUCAAUAAAUGAUAAAUACAAUACUUUUAAAAGAAAGGCAUUUGCUCACUUGAAAGAGCUAUACUCUAAUGGUGAGCUACAUGGGGCUUUCUUAUGGAAUAGAUCAGAAAAAGGGAAUAAUACAGGGAAAUCAACAGUAAGUAAAAACGCAGAGUCAAAAAGACUUGCUCCAAAGAAGACUCAAUUAUUAGGAACACCACAAUCCAAUGAAUUUACAAUUGUGUCAGAUGUAUUAUCAAAAGAACAAGAGGCCAUAACUCCUUUUAAAUCACUAAAAUCCCAGCAGGACUCAGGUAAUUCUCAACAUCAUACAAGUACAAGAGUCUCCAAAAUCAAGAAGUCUUCAAAAAGAAGGAAAGUUUUCCAUGAGAAAAGUUUCUUUGAUAAAGGAUGGCCAAAAAAGUCUAGGACAAAGGCUUUUUAUGUAGUAGAUGAUGAGCCAUCAGAAAUUGAAGAAAUACUAUUGUCUAUCAAAUACCAGAGAAGAAAUCUAACUUCAAAGCAAUCUAUUGCAAUGCAAACAAAUUUAAGUCCAGAGUACCAAGGACCCUAUCUUACCACCGGCUCCAGUCCUGCAGCAUUGGACUUUAGACCCAAACAAAAAUUCCCACAGAUCACUUCCACACCAAAUGGAUCAAUUGCCUUCCCAAACACUGCACAAUCUUCACAUUGA
Molecule: messenger RNA, 2397 nt
Organism: Melampsora larici-populina 98AG31
Lineage: Eukaryota; Fungi; Basidiomycota; Pucciniomycetes; Pucciniales; Melampsoraceae
Exons: 4
Coding region: 1-2397 (798 amino acids)
Source: RefSeq, a predicted model, not a curated record